Messenger RNA from Penaeus indicus, 1743 nucleotides. RefSeq names its product neurotrophin 1-like. Bases 262 to 1083 code for a protein of 273 amino acids. Gene Ontology annotation, molecular function: Toll binding; growth factor activity. Gene Ontology annotation, cellular component: extracellular region. NCBI's taxonomy places the organism in Eukaryota, Metazoa, Arthropoda, Malacostraca, Decapoda, Penaeidae. The transcript is spliced from 8 exons. Gene Ontology annotation, biological process: innate immune response; central nervous system formation. The record is from RefSeq and is a predicted model, not a curated record.
CGUUAGGUUGCGAGGAGAUUUCCUGAAGGAACUGCAGUAGGAUCUGAGCAACGGUGGAGAGCAGAGGCGCGAGGUAGAGAGCCGGGUCAUCGCCGAAGGAAGUCUGUCGAGAGAAGCUUGCGGCGAGAUUCAUCUGUCGAGAGAAGCUUGCGGAGAGAUCCAUCUGUCGAGAGAAGCUUGCGGAGAGAUUCAUCUGUCGAGAGAAGUUCCCAUCUGUCGUGAGAAGCUCCUCAACUUUUCAACAGACGCAACAAAAAAAUAAUGCUACGUGUGUAUUUCGUCGUGGUGGCGUGGGCGUGCAUGACCUCAGCUGACCCCGGCGCUGACCCUCGGGCCGACCGCAACCCGCAGCCCACCAAGGUCGUCCUGGGUCAGUCAACCCCUGAGGAAGACAGCAAGACAGAGCGAGCUGCACUUCUGAGGUCCAGCAAGAUCCUUCCCUUCUUCACCACCGACCCGUACCUUAAGCCCCACCUGACUGUACCCGGACCAGUAGGCGUUUCCCUCGGAGUGGGCGUGCCUGUCCCCCCCCUGCCAGUCGAGGUGCAUGUAACCUCCCCCACCCGCCCGUUCGGUCUGCCAGGCCCGUCUCGACCCGGAUGCGGAGCCAGCGAGAAGUAUUGUCUCAUCAAUAGCGAUUAUCCGCUGGACAAAGUCAACGCCAUCAUUGACCGGUACUACAACAAUGUACUCCAUCUGUACAACGACCUGUACCGCUUCCCCCCCCACGACAUUAUGUACCACGACAACCGCACACAUGGAUACAGGCACGGCGGUCACUUCGUCUGCGAGAGCGCCGUGCAGUACGUGAGGCCGGGCUGGGCGCAGAACAUCCGGGGCGAGUGGGUGGCCGUAAUUAACACAGAUAAAUACCCUCAGUCUGUCCGCGUCGAAAGCUGCAAAUACCAGGGCAAGCGUUGCGAGUUCCUCCCUCCGUGCUACAAGUCGAAGUGCGUCCAGCGAAACACCUACGUGAAGCUCCUGAGUGUCGACCCUUACCGACCCGAGUACAAGCCGACGGUGGACGUCUUCGAGAUUCCUUCGGCGUGUUCCUGCUUCGUCGAGGACUUCAUCUAUUACUGAAGUGGUUUUUGGUUGGUUGGUUUAUCUGUCGGUGAAGCGUUCUGUCUACGGUUCUGUUGAAGAGAUUCGUUUGGGGAUUUUGUUGACGAGUGAAGCGUUUCUCUGAGGGUUUUGUUUUCUCUUUCUGAAACUUCUCGUUUAUUAGGAUUUUAUCUGGUACUGAAGCGUUUUAUCGGUGAGUUUAUCUUCUGGUGAAGAGUUUUGUUAAGGUCUUCAUCUAUUACUGAAGCUUGUGUUAGCGAAGUGUUUGGUUAAAUUGGGAUGUAAUCUACUACAGAUGAAGCUUUCUUUGGGGAUUUUAACUACUUCUGAAGCGUUUCGUUAAGGACUCUGCUUACUGCUGAAGCGUCUCCUCCUGAACCUACUAAGGACUGAAGGAAUCCUUGAUGCUUUUCGUCUUAAUUCAAGCUUUUGUUGUUGUCGUUCUGCCGGGAGGGUCGUUGUAGCUAUAUAUGUUGUUGGUUGUUAUGGUUUCUGUUAGUAAUUAAUAUGUUCAGUUGGGAAGAUAUUUCUAUUUUUUAUCGUUUUUUUAUGUAGCAGUAAUUUGGGAUGUUAUUUUAUCAUUAUUAUAAUUUUCAUCGGUUAAGUUUUUUUAUGUUUUGCUUUUUACUUGUUCUCAGUGCAGUAUUUGUAAAUCUUGAAUAAACUUUUUGUGUAAUA